This is a messenger RNA of Xenopus laevis (African clawed frog), 764 nucleotides long. It is a transcript of the gene ocm4.5.L, whose product is annotated as oncomodulin 4 gene 5 L homeolog. Gene Ontology annotation, cellular component: cytoplasm. Gene Ontology annotation, molecular function: calcium ion binding. Lineage: Eukaryota; Metazoa; Chordata; Amphibia; Anura; Pipidae. The record is from RefSeq and is marked provisional.
GCCGUUUGCUCCUGUUGAAGAGGAAUUCAGAUUUACUAUGGCAUUCGGUGGUAUCCUGAGUGAGGCUGACAUCUCUGCUGCCCUGCAGAACUGCCAAGCUGCUGACUCCUUCAACUUCAAAACUUUCUUUGCCCAGUCUGGUCUGAGCAGCAAGUCCGCAGAUGAUGUGAAAAACGUCUUUGCCAUCCUCGACCAGGACAGGAGCGGCUUCAUUGAGGAAGAGGAACUGAAGUUGUUCCUCCAGAACUUCAGCGCAAGUGCCAGGGCAUUGACUGAUGCUGAAACCAAGGCCUUCCUGGCAGCUGGUGACUCUGAUGGUGAUGGCAAAAUUGGAGUUGAAGAAUUCCAGUCUCUUGUCAAACCUUGAACAUGAAGACCACAAACUUUCAUGAAAGAUGAAGCUGCAGUAUUUUGGAUUUUCUUAGUUGAACUGAAAGAAGUGGAACCUGGUUUGGUGGAAUGCAAACACCUGGACAAGCAGAGGAAUCCAAGGGCUUUGUGCUGCAUAGAAGAAAUGUUGUCUUCUUUUUGUUCAGUACAUUAUGUCCCCAACAUGGGUCAGGAAACCAGCAAUUCAUCUAAGAGUUGCCUAAUUAACAUUAAUGAUUUUACAGUAUUUUUAAAAUAUUUAUAUUCCACUGGUCUCUGUUCAUAUCAAUAUGACUUUUGUAGAUCGACAAGUGUAGUUCAUCAUUCAAUAUGUAUUGGACUGAGGCAGCACCAUAAAAAACUCAAAGCUAUCAAUAAAACAUUUUUUUAAUCCA